Trametes versicolor FP-101664 SS1 is the source of this 969-nucleotide messenger RNA. RefSeq lists its product as uncharacterized. The annotation marks the transcript as partial. The transcript is spliced from 2 exons. NCBI's taxonomy places the organism in Eukaryota, Fungi, Basidiomycota, Agaricomycetes, Polyporales, Polyporaceae. The record is from RefSeq and is a predicted model, not a curated record.
GUCUCCGAAGAAAUACACAGUUCUAGUAUCACCAAGGACUCCGAGUUCUGGGUCGAGGACGGCACCAUUGUGCUUGUCUCGCAGAACGUCGGCUUUCGUGUCUACAAGCAAGAACUGGCCGAACGCUCGCCACUUUUCUCUGAUCUUCUCUCGAUCCCUCAGCCCGCCCCCGCGGGUUUUGAAGAAACGAGCGACUGCCCCGUCGUCUCUCUCACUGAUCCCCCAGAUCAGUUGAGACAUUUAUUUCGGGCGCUGUUCUCGUCCGGCGGACAUGUAACGUUUGCCAAACGCGAAGAACCAUACUCGAUGGACGCAGUCGCCGCCAUCGUCCGCUUCUCCCACAAGUACCAGAUCGACCACCUCCUCGCGCAGGGCCUCGCGCUCCUCAUGGAGCAGUACACGGACGAUUUCGAGACGUGGAAUACGCCUGACCGCACGCUGCCUAUCGCCGCCCGCGAUGUCGACGCGAUUACCGCGAUCAACAUCGCGCGACUCACGAACACCCCGUCGUUGCUCCCGCUCGCAUGUCUCGCGGCCAGCAGGGCGGGCACGGGGAUGCUGCGGGGGUGCGUGCGCGACGGGCGCGUUGUCGAACGGCUCGCGUUCCCGGACAUCGAGCGCGUCCUAAACGGGCGCGCGGCGUGGUGCGAGGCGAGCAGCAAAGCAAUCGCGCGCGUGUUUGCGCCGGACGACGUGAGCGUAGGUUGCCCUGAAAGGCGGCGGUGCAUGAGGAUACUCGCUUCGAUGGCGGGCGCGCUGGACAACAUUCUGGAUAAGAUGUACAAGAGUACGAUGGUGUACGUGUGGGCGAGCGAGUUCGAUGAGGAGGACGAAGACACGGGGUGCAAGCUGUGCGACUCUUGUCGUGAUAUGGUCGAUGCGCGCGAGCUCGAAGAGCGCAAGAGGCUGUGGAAUGAGCUUCCCGCUAUGUUUAACCUCACUGUGGAGGGAUGGUCGGCACCGCUAUAG